This is a messenger RNA of Xyrichtys novacula (pearly razorfish), 762 nucleotides long. The record is from the annotation of a GenBank genome assembly. NCBI's taxonomy places the organism in Eukaryota, Metazoa, Chordata, Actinopteri, Labriformes, Labridae.
AUGUUCACAGGAACUCGCCGGCAGAAGAUGAGCAAUGCUCUCCGGAUCAUCCUGUUGGGAAAGACGGGAGCGGGGAAAAGUGCCACAGGAAACACCAUCCUGGGCAGAGAGGCGUUUCAGUCUGAGCUGUCAUCUUCCUCUUGGACGUAUGAAUGUAAGAGAGCUGACGGGGAUGUCAGAGGUCGUACGGUGGCCAUCAUUGAUACCCCAGGGCUGUUUGACACUAAUUUUAGUGAAGAAGAACUGCUGAAGAGGAUUCAGCCCUGCAUGUCUCUGUCUGCUCCGGGUCCCCAUGCCUUCCUUGUGGUUCUUCAGCUGGGCCGGUUUACAAAAGAGGAGAGAGACACCAUUAAAACCAUUCAGAGGUAUUUUGGUGGGGACGCAGCCAAGUAUUCUCUUGUGUUAUUCACACAUGGGGACAAAUUAAAGAAGCAAACCAUUGAAACCUUUAUUUCAAAGAGCGAGGAGCUCAAAGGCCUUGUUGAAAUGUGCUACAACAGAUACCACGUCUUCAACAACCGAAUCAGCAGCCAUGAACAGAUCGACCAGUUACUAGAGAAGAUCGACAGGAUGAUUCUGGAGAAUGAGGGAGGAUAUUACACGGCCAAGAUGUUCCAAAAGGCUAAAAAGGCGUCAAAGAAAGAGCAAAAGAGAGCUUUAAAGGAGCUCCAGGAUGGAGAGCAGGAGAGGAGGAAUGCUCUGAGAGCUGAAGUGGCCAAAGAAAUGGGUCUGACAGAGAAGCCAAAAUGUGUUGUACAGUAG